Messenger RNA from Astrephomene gubernaculifera, 2381 nucleotides. Lineage: Eukaryota; Viridiplantae; Chlorophyta; Chlorophyceae; Chlamydomonadales; Astrephomenaceae. The record is from the annotation of a GenBank genome assembly.
AGUGACUGUAGCGGCCCUGACUGGGGCGGCGGGCGGGGGCGGGGGUGGCAACACGGCCCUCCCACGUGCGGGCAGGAGUGGGGCCGCUGCUGCUGGAGCUACUGCUGUUGCGGGUGACGCGUCCAUUCCCUUGAGCCCCUCCCGCAAGUGCGAGGACCCGCUGCACCCCCCGCUGGUGGGCCCCUCCUACUCGCUGAGCCUGUCCAAGCGCCGCGCCAGGAAGUGGUUCGGGGAGAGCUGCAAGGGUCGCACGCUGCGAGUGCGGGUGGUGUUGGACGAGCAGCUGCAUCCCGGCGAGCACUCCGUGCAGCUGUGCUUCAUGCGGCCCGAGAAGCGCUUCCACCUGGCGCAGCUGAGCCGGGUGGCGGAGGGCUGCCACCACCUGGGUUGGAGCUGCGUGCCGGAUGAGGUGCUGGUGCUGUACCUGAGGUCACCCGGGGAGCAGCUACGCAGGGUGGUGGAGGGGGCGGCAGUGCGAGAGGGGAGGGGAAAACAGGAUCCCCUGCGGCCGCCGCUUGUGAAGGACGCGAGCUGGUUGUACUUGUCAACGAAACUAGUUGAGGGGUGGUUCGGCUCGGAUGCCUCCACCAAGGAGAUUCGGACGAAGGUGGUGCUAGACGGCCAGGUGCAGCCUGGGGAGCGCAAGACCAGGCUCAAGCGCCAUAAGUCGCAACCUACAUACUCCGUGCGAGGUUUGAGCCAUGUCCGGGGCAACUACCUCCUGGGCUGGAGCCGCACGCGGAGCGGUGUACUGGUGCUGUACCUGCGCUCGCCUGUGGUGGACGAGGAGGCGGGGGGGGGCCGCGGCUACAAACCAGGCCGCCAACGUGCUCAAUGGAGUUAAGGGAUACCGGGGAAGGCUGCUCACCCACCAUUACCUGUACAUCAACGCCGACCAAGCCCGCCAGUGGUUCGGUACCGUCACCAGCCAGUCGGACAUCCCCGUCACGGUUGAGGUGGACGGGCGGGUUCAGCCCCGGACGUUCAAGGUGAAUGCGGCACUGCAUCCGCGCGGCUUCUUCGCUGUGUCUGGCGCCGACCUGGUCCGAGCUGCGGCCGGCAAGUGGUUCCUGGGCUGGUUGCGCCCCUCCCCUGGCGGCCCGCUGCACCUGCUGCUGAGGACAGCCACACAGCAGGAGGUGGCGGUGGCACAUGGGUUGAAGGAGCGCAAGAAGCAGAAACGACGGCGGCCAGGCGGGUUGGAGGGUGCGGCAGAAGGCGGUGCAGACGUUAGCACCCGCGAGCGCAGGGUCAGCGAGAGAGUUGCCCAGGAGGAAGAGCGUGCACCUCUGAGAGUACGGUUGCAUAUAGCUUUAGUGAACUUGCCUUUCCAGCCGCAACCGCCUGCGUGCCUCUUUCUGGACGCGACAUUUGAGAGAUUUGAGCAUGGCGGCUGUGAUGUGGGAUUGGGAGAGGAAGCACCGUGUCUGGUCCUGUAUGCACGGCCAGGGUGCUUUCCCUUGCUUCGUUCGGCAUGCGGGGCUGGCGUGAUGGAGUGAGGGGAAAGCAGUCGAAUGCAGAUUGUCUAAGGUGCUGGGCAGUGGCGGUUGUUUCAGUGCUGAUUGGUAGGAUAGGUAGGAACUGAAGAACCGAGAAGGAUUCUCCAAGGUUGCCCGGCUUACACAGCCCCUGCAUGUAUACGAUCCAGUUGUACGCUAAAUUCCACCCCGUUACGUCGUUCUCGCAUGCCAACUUGGCUACCUACCGGCAGGCGGCUUCAUUGUGCCUAUGUCCCUGAGGCUCCGCUGCGAAUGCUGUUUCAUAGGGUUCAUCGUUGUGUGGGCUGGCUGCUUGUGGUUUACAAAUCCUGCUCUGCAUGCACACGGGGACAUCCCCGCUUAGGCACGAUAGGUUGGUCGUUUGGAGGGGCGCAGGGCGGGUGGGAGCCGGGGCGUGGGAGGAGGAUCUGUAUGCUACUGCGUCGAAGGACCUUCCCAGCUGCCUCGAGGUGUUGUGGUACGAUGGUUGGGGGAGGUGCCCGUGCUACCAAGGCGCCCAAUGCUGUGGGAUGGCCAAUGGCUAUUGCGGUUGCGGUGGGUUACUGGGAGGGUGAGCAGGGAAGGAGCGGUGUUUGCCUGGGCCCGUGUUGCUGUUGGGCCUCAAUAAUUAAGAUGUAAGCUACUGCCGCCAAUGCUGCGUUUCAUUCGUAGCCCUGCUGCAUGACGGCAGCUGUUGUGUCAGACCUGCCAACACCAGCCUGCUGGAUGUCCACUCCCCCAUUCUGCGAGAGUCAUGCCGUUGAGGAUGAGAUGCAUUUUUUCAUGGAAUGCCCGUGCUAUAACGAGCGACGUCGCGAGAACAAGGGUUGCCUGAGCUUGACAUGUAGGUGCAUGAGGGAGAUCAUGACCUCUGGCCCCCCUCGGCGCACUGUACACGCGUAU